Molecule: messenger RNA, 939 nt
Organism: Mesocestoides corti
Lineage: Eukaryota; Metazoa; Platyhelminthes; Cestoda; Cyclophyllidea; Mesocestoididae
Source: the annotation of a GenBank genome assembly
CAUCAAUACCGUUCCGCUGUAUUCUGGGCUGAUAAGAUGGUUCAUUUAUCCAAUGGUAGCGUCAAUGACACCCUUCUACUUGCGGAGGUUUUAUUUAACUCAGGACAAUACCACAGGACAAUAGCUUUAUUAAGUAAUAAUGAUACAGUACGAGUUAAGUCUCUAUUCUAUUUCAUGGUUGCUGUUGCAGGAGGCAAAGCGACUCAACAAGAUCGAAGAUUUGGACCUGCCUGGCUUGCACUGGGACAUGCCUAUGCUGCCGACAGCGAGCACGAUCAAGCCAUCGCUGCUUACUGCACAGCCGCCCAAAUAGUUCGACACUCUCACGUGCCCAUGAUGUACAUUGGCGUUGAGUACAGUUCAAGUGGGAAUCACUCGCUAGCGGAGCGGUUUAUGCAGCACGCCCUCCAGCGCAGUCCCUCGGAUCCCGCUAUUCUCCACGAACUCGGCAGCCUCGCGCUGAAUCUCAAACGGUACAACAAGGCACUGAAACUGCUCAAGCAGGCCUAUGUUAACAUUUCUCAACUCAGCGGACAAGUCCUCGCCCCUUACUGGGAGCCACUGCUCAAUAACCUGGGACAUGCCUACAGGGAGCUGGGUAAUUACGAAGAAGCUCUGAAAAUGCAUUCCGCCGCACUCGGCCUGGUUGAAAACUCGCCCACCACACUGGAGUCGAUUGGCCUGAUCUACGCCCAGAUGGGUCGCUACGAGGAGGCGAUUCGCGCCUUCCAAACGGCCCUGGCACUUCACCCCUCGCUCAGUGACACGGCCCUCGCCACGGAGAUGCUCGACAUCUGCAUGCGCGAGUACGCAAGGAGUCUUGAGCCACCAGCAGCAUCUUCUGCCACGGCAGUCAAGCCGCCGCCUCUCGGAAGAGGUGGGUUGUUGUUGUUGUUGUUGUUGUUUGGGGGUCCGUCAUUGAUCUGCAGGGGAGAAUGA